This is a messenger RNA of Sebastes umbrosus (honeycomb rockfish), 1661 nucleotides long. It is a transcript of the gene ddah2, whose product is annotated as dimethylarginine dimethylaminohydrolase 2. The record is from RefSeq and is a predicted model, not a curated record. Gene Ontology annotation, biological process: positive regulation of nitric oxide biosynthetic process; arginine metabolic process. The transcript is spliced from 6 exons. Bases 405 to 1277 code for a protein of 290 amino acids. NCBI's taxonomy places the organism in Eukaryota, Metazoa, Chordata, Actinopteri, Perciformes, Sebastidae. Gene Ontology annotation, molecular function: amino acid binding; dimethylargininase activity.
CACAGUCCCCAGCUUGACCUGACUUGUAUUUGUUGGCCAGUUGGUCGCAGCAGAUAAAGACAACGGGAGAAUAACGGGAACUGAAGGGUUUAGAAAUUAUAUUAAACGCAGAAAAACGUGGCAGAGCGUGUGGGAAGCUGUCACACUCAAAAGAGGCUGGGAUCUUCUGCUUUCACUUCCUGGCAGAUGGAGGAGUAGCCGAUGAGGUACUGAAUGAAAGAAGAAGCAGAGAGACAGGAAUGAAGAUGCUCUCUUGAUCCAUCAUUAGCUCAUUUUACAGUUUAGACUAUACACAUCUUUUCAUUACCUCUGACUUGUCUUCUGGCAAAGCAAACUCAUUGGCAUCUUUGGCAGAACACCAAUAUUCCCUACCACUUUUUAUAGACAAUUAGUGUAUUGUAAUCAUGGCAAACAUGCGCCCAUAUGGCUGCUUCACCCACGCCGUGGUGCGGGGCAUCCCAGAGACCUUUGGGAAAGCGGCGGGAGACGGCAGUGAGAACGGGGAGGCCUCGGUGGACCUGGCCAAAGCUCAGCGUCAGUUCGGCUGCCUGACGGGAGCCCUGAGGCAGAAGGUGGGCCUGCAGCUGAUCGAGAUCCCCCCUGACCCCGAGCUGCCAGAGAGCUGGAGGAUAGAGGAUGUGGCAGUCAUCCAUGGAGACACGGCGCUCAUCACCCGGCCCUUCAAACAGCAGAGACGCAGUGAGGUAGAGGCCGUGAGGAGGGUGGUGUCAGAGCUGAACCUGACCGUGGUGGAGAUGGGGGUCGAGGAGGGGGACUCUGGAGUGGCCACGCUGGAGGGCAGCGACAUCUUCUUCACGGGGAGGGAGUUCUUUGUCGGCAUCUCGUCCCACACCAACCACAGAGGGGCGGAAGUGCUGGCAGACACUUUCAGGGACUUUGCUGUGUCCACCGUCCCAGUCUGUGGUGUAAACCGACUGAGGAACAUCUGCUCCAUGGGAGGUCCGGACACCAUCAUCAUCAGCAACAGUGAAGGGGCCAAGAAGACACUCCGGAUGAUGGAGCAGCUGACUGACCACCACUAUGAAGUGCUCACUGUUCCAGAGGAAUCGGCAGCGAACUGCAUCUACGUCAAAGGUCCGUCUAAACACAACUUCCUGCUCCACCGGCCUGCAGAGGAAUGUCCCGACAGCGUCUCCGCUUUCCAGAAGCUACAGGACUACACCCUCCUGCCUACAGCCUGCAGCGAGGCCUCCAAAUUGGGAGCGUCUCUGUCCUCGCUCUGCCUGCUCAUCAACAGAAAGCACACGCAUUUCUGAAAACACACUUCUAACACGAGUAUGUUACAAUGUUUACCUGCACGUUCAUGGUGUGGUGGAGGGGAACCAAAUCACAGAAACACUUUCCACAAUGUACAAUUCUUAUCUAUUUAUUUCUGGGGGAAAAACACUUGAUACCACAUCUGUAUGAGAUAAUAUGACCCAACUGUAACAUCUGCUAACUGGUUUACUCUCAAGCUGAUUAUUGGCACUGCUGCCCCCCCCUGCUGAACACACAGCGCAGCACGCUGGCUCCCUCACAAAACUUUUAACUAUAAAUAAACCACUAAAUUCAUCUGUAGUUUCACACUGUUCUAACUUAUGACCACGACUUUUCUGUAAACCACCACUAAGCUCACAGAUCACAUUAAAAGAAAUGUUAAA